Molecule: messenger RNA, 2237 nt
Organism: Salmo salar (Atlantic salmon)
Lineage: Eukaryota; Metazoa; Chordata; Actinopteri; Salmoniformes; Salmonidae
Product: delayed-rectifier potassium channel regulatory subunit KCNS3-like
Biological process (GO): action potential; potassium ion transmembrane transport; protein homooligomerization
Cellular component (GO): membrane; voltage-gated potassium channel complex
Molecular function (GO): protein binding; voltage-gated potassium channel activity
Source: RefSeq, a predicted model, not a curated record
GAUCUUCAGCUGGGAAGUGACCUGAGCCAGCAUUGAGCAGUGACCUCCUCUCCCUUCUUGUAAGGCACCACCCAUGCCACAGUUCCACCAUGCAGUACGGCCAGAUCCUUCACAGGCGCGGCCCGGACGAUAGCUUCCUCAACCUGAACGUGGGUGGCUUUAAGCAGCGCGUGGAGCGCAGUAUCCUGCAGCGCUUCCCCAGGACCCGCCUGGGACGCCUGCUAUGCUGUGUCUCCGAGGAGGCCAUUCUGGAGCUCUGCGACGACUUCAGCCCCACCGACAGGGAAUACUACUUUGAUCGCAACCCGUGUUUCUUCCGCAAUGUCCUCAACUUCUACCACACGGGCAAGAUCCACCUGAUGGAGGAGCUGUGCGUCUUCUCCUUCAGCCAGGAGAUUGAGUACUGGGGCAUCAAGGAGCUCCACCUGGACUCCUGCUGCAGCAACAAGUUUCAGGAGCAGAGACAGUUUGCAGAGGACAAGGACUGGGACCGGAGGAGCGGUGAACAGCAGCAGCAGUUCGGGAGCAUUGACUCGUCCAUGGAGGAGCUCUCAACUAUGGACAAGGACCUGGAGAAGUUCGAGGGUACCUGGUGCUCGGAGGUCCGCAAGAACAUCUGGCUGCACCUGGAGAACCCGGGCUACUCAUGUUUGGCCAAGGGGAUCGCCGUGGCCUCGCUGGCUGUGGUGCUGACCUCCAUCGUGGCCAUGUGCGUCCACAGCAUGCCCGAGUUCCACCAGGUGGACCUUAACGACAAGGAGAUUGAAGACCCGGUGCUGGCCAUCUUCGAGGCUGUGUGCGUCAUCUGCUUCUCUGUGGAGUUCCUGGUGCGGCUGGCAGUGGCGCCGUGCGCCCGUAAAUUCAUGAGCAACGCUCUCAACAUCAUCGACUUUGUUUCCAUCGUUCCCUUCUACGCCACACUGGCCUUUGAGACAGUGGACGAGGAGAACGAGGAACUGGAGAACGUGGGCAAGGUGGUUCAGAUCCUGCGACUGAUGCGAAUCUUCCGCAUCCUCAAGCUGGCGCGUCACUCGGUGGGGCUGCGCUCGCUGGGUGCCACGCUAAGGCACAGCUACCACGAGGUGGGCCUCCUGAUGCUCUUUCUCUCUGUGGGUAUCUCCAUUUUCUCUGCGCUCAUCUACUUUGUGGAGAAGGAGUCAGAAGAGUCAGACAUAACGACCAUCCCCGUAGGCUGGUGGUGGGCCACUAUUAGCAUGACAACAGUGGGCUACGGCGACACCUGCCCGGUGACGGUUGUAGGGAAGCUGGUGGCCACCAUAUGCAUCGUCUGUGGGAUACUAGUGGUGGCCCUGCCCAUCACCAUUAUCUUCAACAAGUUCUCCAUGUACUACCAGAGGCAAAAGGCCAUGGAUGCCAAUCAGAGCAAUAAUGAGACCGACCAAUGCAAUAAUAACAAUAUUAAGAUCCCCGACCCCAGUCUAACAUACUUUAAUGUCGGUGACCAGUACACCUUAAAGAUGAACUCAUUCGUCACCAAUAUCUCUGUCAGGAGCAGCGUCGGCAGUGAUGAAGACACGGAUGCAUCGAGCAUCCAGGGUGGAGAGACGACUUGUAUCCUGAGGGGCACUUGAGAGCUUAACUUACUUGACUUAAACCUUUUUACUCAUUGAGGAGCAUACUGUAGGUCAUCUACAAAUGAUCUUAUUAUUUUUUGUUCCUUCCAUGAGUAGUUCUAUCUCUGCAUUACAGAUCUUCUCCAGGUGUUCCUUAGUCUCCCACGAUUUCUUUUGCCUUGUGGGUUCCAUGUCGGGGACUGGAACAGUGGACUUUCUUUCUUACAGUGUGGACACAGUUGAGAGCGGGAAGGUAAAAUAGGGCCAUCCUGUUUUCACCUGAGGCUUCUUAAAUAAGCUGGACAUGGCAAUAAGCACUUUAUGGUUCUCAGGGUGAAAGUGAGCUGUAUCUCUCCACGCUCUCCUCCUUAGACACUAUGAUCUCUCUACACUCUCCUCCUUAGACACUAUGAUCUCUCUACUCUCUCCUCCUUAGACACUAUGAUCUCUCUACACUCUCCUCCUUAGCCACUAUGAUCUCUCUACUCUCUCCUCCUUAGACAUGAUGAUCUCUCUCCACUUUCCUCACACUAUGUUCUCUCUACUCUCUCCUCCUCAGACACGAUGAUCUCUCUACACUCUCCUUAGCCACUAUGAUCUCUCUACUCUCUCCUCCUUAGACACGAUGAUCUCUCUCCACUUUCCUCAGCACUAUGAUCUCUC